Molecule: messenger RNA, 270 nt
Organism: Eimeria tenella
Lineage: Eukaryota; Apicomplexa; Conoidasida; Eucoccidiorida; Eimeriidae
Exons: 4
Biological process (GO): mRNA splice site recognition
Cellular component (GO): U1 snRNP; U2-type prespliceosome
Molecular function (GO): mRNA binding
Source: RefSeq, a predicted model, not a curated record
AUGAAUGAAAUGAGAGCGACGCUCGACUCCCUUAUGGGGAGGGACCGAAACGAAUAUGGCGCUAAUGCGAAGAAAGGCGCUUCUUUUAAAGCAGAUUCGGUCUGCAAAUUCUAUUUGCUCGACUUCUGCCCCCAUGACCUUUUUCCGAACACCCGGGUUGACCUUGGACCGUGCGACAGGGAGCACAGAGCAGACUUGAAGGUUGCCUUUGAGACAGACCCGGAGAGGGAGUUUUACCAAGCCCUCUUCGAGACCGAGUUUGCUCGUAGG